AUGUCCAGCAGCAUCGACCCAGUGGACAUCCAUCCUAUUCCCCCGCUCAGAGAUUCCUAUGUCUUUCAUUCGCCAUUGCCAGACGAUUUCACGCCAAAUGGAGAACAAGAUGGAUGGCUGAUGGGUAUCGAUGAAGCUGGUCGUGGACCUGUGCUUGGCCCAAUGGUAUAUGCGGCUGCAUACUGCCCAAUGUCCUUCAAACCCACCCUUGAAGAGAUCGGCUUUGACGACUCGAAAGCCCUGAGCGCUGAAGUGCGCCAGAAACUUUGGGACUCUUUCAAGGAGCAUGCCCCUCUCUGCUACUCGGCGGCGAACCUCUCACCGCAAGAUAUCUCUGCCAACAUGCUUAGACGCGUACCUGUCAAUCUCAACACCCAAGCAGAGGACGCAACCAUUGGUCUGAUCCGCGAAGCUCUCGACCGGGGAGUUAACGUGAAAGAGUGCUUUGUAGAUGCUCUUGGUCCUGCCCCUAAAUGGCAGGCCAAGCUCUCUUCCAUCUUUCCCACUAUCACCUUUACCGUUUGUCCUAAGGCCGACAGCUUGUUCAAGAUUGUCGGCGCAGCUUCCAUCAUCGCCAAAGUCACGAGAGAUACAUAUGUUCACAAUUGGGAAGAUCCCGAGGACUUUAAAGACGGUGUCUUGGUUGCGAAAAAGGAUGGGGAGGAAGUGGUCAUACGCGGAAGUGGUUACCCGUCUGAUCCCAAGACUCAGGCAUUUUUGAGAAACAACUUGGAUCCUGUCUUUGGAUACAAGGGUAUGAUCCGGUUCUCUUGGGCGACUGUCAAGGUGCUGUUAGAGAAGCAAGGCGUCGAGUGCAAGGUCGACGACACAACCCAGCCAUCAGCUUCUUCUUGGUUCGGUGCAGAUGCGGACAAUGGCCGUCCAAAAAUCUGGAGGGACGUUGGCAUUUCCGGCGUGGGAGAGCUCUAG
Messenger RNA from Cryptococcus amylolentus CBS 6039, 930 nucleotides. RefSeq names its product ribonuclease HII. Gene Ontology annotation, biological process: mismatch repair; DNA replication, removal of RNA primer. Gene Ontology annotation, cellular component: ribonuclease H2 complex. The coding region runs from base 1 to 930 and encodes 309 amino acids. The record is from RefSeq and is a predicted model, not a curated record. The transcript has 5 exons. Gene Ontology annotation, molecular function: RNA binding; RNA-DNA hybrid ribonuclease activity. NCBI's taxonomy places the organism in Eukaryota, Fungi, Basidiomycota, Tremellomycetes, Tremellales, Cryptococcaceae.